AUGAACAAUAAUGACCCAGAAAAAGCCCCUGGCGAAGCGACACAAGAACCACCUCCACCUCCACCUCCACCUCCACCUCCACCACCGUCUCCAUACAGCAUCUACACAGCGCGCCAGAAACUCCUCAUCGUAGCGAUAGUCUCGGUAGCAGCAACCUUCUCAGGGUUCGCAGGGAACAUCUAUUUCCCCGCCAUCCCCAGUAUCUCAGCGGACCUAGGUGUCUCGGCGGAGCUAGUGAAUCUGACUAUCACGUCGUACAUGAUCUUACAAGGGCUAUCGCCUUCGAUUUGGGGUGCCGUGGCUGAUGUAAGAUUUCUUUUUCGAUAACCCAUUUAUUUGGGAAAUAUAUACUGAAGAGGACAGUAGAUAUAAGGAUGAAUUGCUGAUUUAUAAAAAGGUCCACGGGAGAAGAGUCACAUAUCUAUGUACCUUCACCGUCUUCAUCGGCGCCUGUAUCGGACUAGCAAAAACAUCGCGUUACUACCAGCUCGUGAUCCUACGAUGUUUGCAAAGCACGGGCAGUGCGAGUACCAUCGCCAUCGGUGCGGGCGUGGUAGGUGAUAUCACGAUCCGCGAGGAGAGAGGGGGGUACAUGGGAUUAUACCAAGCAGCUCUACUUUCCCCCGUAGCCAUCGGACCCAUUCUCGGAGGGAUAUUCUCGCAAACCUUAGGAUGGCGAUCGGUAUUCUGGUUCCUGACGAUAUAUGGCGGAGUAUUCAUCGUCAUCCUCGGAAUCCUCUUACCAGAAACCCUCCGAGCAAUGGUAGGAAACGGCUCCAUACCCGCCAAAGGCCUCUCCAUCUCCCUCCUCUCCUACAUCAAACUCCAUCGAACCUCCACCAGCAGCUCCCCACCCCCCUUACAAAAACCCCCCACCACAACACCACUCACCAAAACCCUACCCGUCGACUUCCUCGGCCCCCUCCGAAUAAUCUGCAGCAUCGAAGUAACCCUCUCCAUCCUCUUCCUCGCCAUCUACUACACCAUCUGGCAAAUGAUAAUCGCCGCCCUCUCCACACUCUUCAAACAAACCUACGCCCUAACCGAGCUCCAAAUCGGGCUCUGCUUCCUCGGCAACGGCCUAGGCUCCAUCAUCGGCACGCUCACUACGGGAAAAUUCCUAGACGUCGACUACCGCCGCUUCAAAACGCGUUUUGGUGGACGAGCCGAGGAUUUUCCCCUGGAGAGGGCGAGGUUGAGAAGUAUCUGGGUCUGGGGACCCCUUCAGAGUGCGGGGGUCCUGGUUUUUGGGUGGACGUUGGAUUAUGGCGUGCAUAUUUCUGUGCCGGUCAUUUGUACUUUUGUGGUUGGGUGGGCGGCGACGAGUAUUCAGAGUAUUAUUACGACGAUGUUGGUGGAUAUCUAUCCGAAAAAGAGUGCGAGUGCUACGGCGGCGUUGAACUUGGUGAGAUGUUUGAUGGGUGCUGGAGGGACGGCCGCUGUCUUGCCUAUUGUUGAUGUUAUUGGUGUUGGUUGGACCUUUACAAUGCUUUCGGGGGUAAUGCUCGUCGGUUUGGGAUUAUUGGUAGUGCAGAUAAAAAAGGGGGUAUCUUGGAGAAAGAGAAGGCUGGCGAAAAAUGCUAUUGGAUCUGGUUCGUGAUGCUUUGAACCACUUCGACAUGUACAAUCUCUUUUAUUUUGAUUACAUCCUCACCUUAAGCCCAAGGCCCACUACUACUUUUUUCGACACUACAUCAGGUGCUCUAAUAUUCGCCCACCCUGUCCACCACCAUUCGUGAUGUAGAACGCAGUAUAACCAUGGACUCCACCAAUACAUAUGGUUUACAAGUAGUCAAUCAUCAUAGCAUGCCUAUACAUAAUCCUACAAUCCU
Molecule: messenger RNA, 1832 nt
Organism: Hymenoscyphus albidus
Lineage: Eukaryota; Fungi; Ascomycota; Leotiomycetes; Helotiales; Helotiaceae
Source: the annotation of a GenBank genome assembly